ACAUGUGGCUGACUUCGCCAACUUGGCCUGUGCAUCUGGCAAGUUCCAGAAGCCACGCCACCGAUCGUGAGUGUCUGAUUAUCCAUCAAUCGAGCAUACUGGCAUUAUCCAUCCAGCUACCCAUAAAAGGCGACCUGAGAGCCGAGAGAAGCCAGAUCGAGCGAGCGUUUUCUCUUCUGGCAGAUCGAACUUGUACCAACAGCUAAAUCACUACUAGCAGCGGCGGACUGCAGGAGUGGACGAACGGACGACGAUGGCUGCGCCAGCGCCGCAUCAGGGGCAGGGGCAGCAGGGCGACCACCACCAGCCGAAGCUGCAGAAGGUGAUGGUGGCGGUGGACGAGAGCGAGUGCAGCGGCCACGCGCUGGAGUGGGUGCUGCGGAACCUGGCGCCCACGCUGGCGCCGCCGCUGCUGGUGCUCACCGUGCAGCCGCACUUCCCCCUCGGCUAUGUCUCCGCCGCGGCCUUUGGCGCACCUCUGGGCACCGUUCCUCCGGUAGCUCCGGAGCUCAUCAAGUCGAUGCAGGAGCAGCAGAGGCAGCUCACGCAGGCGCUCCUCGACAAGGUCGUGGCCAUCUGCGCUGAGCAUGGGGUUGCUGUAGAGACAAUUGUUGAGGUAGGAGAUGCAAAAGAGAUGAUAUGUGAGGCAGCUGAGAUGAAAAAUGUUGAUCUGCUGGUUCUUGGAAGCCACAGUCGUGGGCCAAUACAAAGGUUGUUUCUUGGGAGCGUCAGUAACUACUGCGUACACCAUUCAAAGCGUCCAGUUCUUGUUGUGAAGAACCAAGGCUGAAGGUUCCUGUUCCUGAACAAAUCAACUCCCUGGUCGUCCUAAUUAUGUUCGGGGUAUUUAUCAACAAAUAUGUAAGAAGUAUUACUUUAGCCAAACACAUUGGCAAAUAAAAUAGCUUGCUUCUGGGAGGGCCGAGGAUGGCAAAGGAGGGGUUCCUUUUUUUUCCUUGUCAGUUUGUCUUGCUUCCGGACUGGCAUAUAUACGUUAUGGUCUCGCAGGGUUGUAAAUAAGAACUAGUAUGAACUUUGUGCGUGUUUAUGCUUGAUGUCAGUUAUUCUGUUAUGGCCUGGCUGCUCAUAAACAUCUUUGGGGUACUCUCAAAAUAUAUUCAUUUUCCAUUGAUAUCCAAAAAGUGAACACCGUUUGUACA
Sorghum bicolor (sorghum) is the source of this 1160-nucleotide messenger RNA. RefSeq names its product universal stress protein A-like protein. NCBI's taxonomy places the organism in Eukaryota, Viridiplantae, Streptophyta, Magnoliopsida, Poales, Poaceae. The transcript is spliced from 4 exons. Bases 254 to 790 code for a protein of 178 amino acids. The record is from RefSeq and is a predicted model, not a curated record.